Molecule: messenger RNA, 3728 nt
Organism: Pollicipes pollicipes
Lineage: Eukaryota; Metazoa; Arthropoda; Thecostraca; Pollicipedomorpha; Pollicipedidae
Product: latrophilin Cirl
Biological process (GO): G protein-coupled receptor signaling pathway; cell surface receptor signaling pathway
Cellular component (GO): plasma membrane
Molecular function (GO): carbohydrate binding; G protein-coupled receptor activity
Source: RefSeq, a predicted model, not a curated record
ACUGCGCAAGAUGUGUGUGGCGCGGCGCCGUGCUGCCCUGGCGACGCUGCUCCUGGCCGUGCUGGCGUCUACCUGCUCCGCCGAAGCCGGCUACAGCACGGUGUACGCCUGCGAGGGCUCGACGCUGAAGCUGGAGUGUGGCGACGACGAGCUCAUCAACCUGAUCCGAGCCAACUUCGGCCGCUUCUCCAUCACCAUCUGCAACGAGAAGGGCAACACCGACUGGAGCGUCAACUGCAUGUCGCCGCGCUCCCUGCGCGUGCUGGAGCAGAGCUGUGACAAGCGGCGCGCCUGUACCGUCACGGCCAACGUCGCCACCUUCGGUGACGCCUGCCCGGCCACCUUCAAAUACCUGGAGGCCCAGUUUCAGUGCCGCAAGAGAGCCGCCUCCACGACGACGACGAAGCGGCCGCACCCGCCGUGGUACUCGUCUUAUCCGGACCCGAACCUGUGGCUGACGAGCGGCACGACCACCUCCCGCCGGCCGCCGGCCACCACGACCACGCGCCGGCCGCGGCUGCCCGGCCUGCCGCCGGCCGCCUCCAACGACGGCGUGCAGGUGAUCAUCCCGGGCGUGACGGGCCGCCGCCAGCAGGGCGGCAGGGUGGAGAAGGUCGACCCGCACUACUGCCCGGCGCGGACCUCUCGCGGCCUGCGCUGGAACUACACGCGCGCCGGCGACGUGGCCGUGCUCGCCUGCCCAGGUGGCGCCACCGGCUACGCGCGCUGGCCGUGUCAGCACGGCGCGGCGGCGGCGACGGCGGCGGCCGGCAGCCCGCCGGCGCGCGCCGCCUGGGCCGCGCGGCCCGACCUCAGCGAGUGCAAGUCGAUCCUGAUGGCGGCGCUGGAGGAGCGCUUGCUGAGCGGCGAGCACACGCUGCGCGUGGCCGCCGAGCUGGCGCAGGUCACCGACCGCUCCGACGGCCUGUUCGGCGGCGACGUGCGCACGGCGGCGCGCCUGGUGAACCACUUGGCGUCGCGACAGGCGCAGCAGCUGAUCGCCGUGCCGGCCGUGGAGCGGCGCGAGGCGAUCGUCACCGAGCUCACCGAGGACGUGGUGCGCGCCGCCAGCAACGUGCUGGACGCCGGCCAGCUGGCGGCCUGGCGGGACCUGGGGCCGGAGGAGCGGCGCCGCGCCGCCACCUCGCUGCUCAUCGGGCUUGAGCAGAAUGCCUUUCUGCUCAGCGACAACGUACUGCCCGACCGCACCAUCCUCGAGAUCGACCGGAACCUGCUAAUGACCGUGCACAACAAGAAAGUGGAGAGCAUGACCGACCUGCACUUCCCGUCUGACGUGGCGCUGGACCAGUGGGACAUCGCCGGCAACUCGAUGCACCUGAGCAAGGCGUCGCUGCUGGAGAACAGCCGGCGCGGCACCGUGAAGGUGGUGUUCCUGGCCUACAGCGGGCUGGAGUCGGUGCUGGAGCCGCUCAGCUGGUCAGAGCGGCGGCACGAGGCGGCGCUCUACCCGGCGGCCAACCGCACUCGCAUCGUCAACAGCCUGGUGCUGUCGGCGUCGCUGGGCGAGGGCCGCCAUAUCCAGCUGUCGCAGCCGGUGCACAUGACCUUCCGCCACCUGACCACCGAGAACGUCACCAACCCGAGCUGCUCCUUCUGGGACUACACGGUCAACAUGUGGUCGGAGGAGGGCUGUCGCGUCACCUUCACCAACCGCACGCACACCAUGUGUGAGUGCGACCACCUGACCAGCUUCGCCGUACUCAUGGACGUGUUCGCGGCGCCGCUGACGCAGGACGACCAGGCGCUGCGGAUCGUGGUGUACGUCGGCUGCGCCGUGGCCCUGCUCUGCCUCUGCGCCACGCUGCUGGCACUCAUCCUGCUGCGGGGUCUGCAGUCGGACCGCACCUCCAUCCACAAGAACCUGAUCGUGUGCCUGCUGAUGGUGGAGCUGAGCUUCCUGGUGGGCCUGCACCAGACCGGCAGCCCGGUGGUCUGCGGCGUGCUGGCCGGCCUCAUGCACUUCUUCUUGAUGGCCGCCUUCUUCUGGCUCUUCUUCGAGGCGUUCCAGCUGUACGUGACGCUGACGGUGUUUGAGGGCGAGCGGUCGCGGCUCAAGUGGUACUACGUGGCCGCCUACGGCAUCCCGCUGCUGAUCGUGGCCGUCUCCUGCGUGGUCGACCCCAUCAGCUACGGCACGGAGUCGCACUGCUGGCUGCGCACGGACAACUACUUCGUCUUCAGCUUCGCCGGCCCGGCCAUCAUCCUGAUCCUGCUGACCGCCAUCUUCCUGGGGCUGGCCGUGUUCGUGAUGCUGCAGCACAGCAGCGCCGCCAUCACCAUCAAGACCAAGGAGCAGUCGCGGCUCUCCUACAUCCGCGCCUGGCUGCGCGCCGCGCUUCUGCUGCUGCUGCUGCUCGUGCUCACCUGGACGUUCGGCCUGGUGUUCCUGGACCAGCGCACCGUUGUCAUGGCCUACCUCUUCACCGUGGCCAACGCGCUGCUCGGACUCUUCAUCUUCGCCUUGCACUGUGUCCAGAACGAGAAGGUAAGGAAGGAGCUGGACAGCCACGGCCUGCUACCCGUCUGCCUGAAGAGUUCCAAGACGCUGGGCCGCGACCACGCCGAGGCGCUCUCCACCAGCAACGGCACCAUCAACACCGUGCUCAACCUGGCCACGCAGAACAAUAUCCCGCGCCUGUGGUCGCCGCACGCGCCGACCAACCCCAAGUCGGCCACGCUGAACUCGCUGAACCCGGCGCACACGCCGGCCGGCAGCCUGCGGCGCGGCACCAUGCGCAGCUCUAUGCCGGCCAAGCUGCGCACAAGUCUCGGCGGCGAGGUGCUGGCCGCCGAGAAGAGCGGCGCCUACAACAUGCAGAGUCACGACUCAGGCCACGGCACCGGCUCCGAGAACGAGUCGCCGCAUCUGACGCUCAACAACGUGCGCUACCUGGCGUCGGCACCGAGCCUGGAGCGGCCGGCCGCCGUGCUGGUGCCCGUGCAGCCGGGCGAGCUGGGGCCGCGCGUCAACCCCGAGUUCUUCGCCGUGUACCAGCAGCAGGUGCGGCGCGGCGGGCGCGGGGGCCGCUCCCACUCGCCCUACCACACCUACAUGGAGGUGGACGGCGACCCGGUGUACGAGGAGAUCGAGCGCCACGAGCCGCGCCACGAGCUGCUCGUCUCGGACGUCAGCGACGAGGACCGCAAGCAGUCGGACAUGAGCCGACAGAGCUCGCGCAACUACAGUGAUAACCGGCCGCUGAUUCCGUACGGCGCCGAGCGGGCGGUGCGCGCCGGCGGCGGCCAGGCGCGCGCGCUCGCCGCUAGUCAGGCGGCGCCGCACUGCCAGGCGCUGAGUGAGGCCCGCCUGCGGGACUUUGACCAGGCGCAGAUGUACCACGACCUGCGCCGGCUGCGCGGCUACGGCGAGAACGUGGCGAUGGCCGUGCUCAGCGGCGACCAGGUGGUGUGCACGCUGCAGCCGCCCCACCUGGCGGCCAUCAGAGAGGGCGCCACCCUGCCCGUGGACCGGGCGCGCCCCAGUCAUUCCAGGCUUGCAGAGUGCUAGGCGCCGCGCCGCGCGUCUAUACAUAUAUAAUGUGAUUGCUAGCUGCGUGUAGUCCGGCUCGCCGUUUUUAUUGGUGAUUAUUAUGGAGAGAUGUAUCUGUUGCUCGUUCUUUCAUCCCUCACCGUGUACAUUGUCAUUGUCAUACAUUGGCAUUUAUUCGUGAGUCAUUUGUAUUGAUAGGGAUAAUAAAUACACAGCA